UCCGCCUUUACCCGCUCCGUGGGACGAGCGCUGUUGUUUUCUCCUUGCAGGAGGGGGCGGGAGCAAGCGGGGGCGGAGGGAAAAGAGGAAGAUGCCGGGGAAGCUGAAGGUCAAGAUCGUGGCGGGGCGUCAUUUGCCAGUGAUGGACCGAGCUAGUGACCUGACGGACGCCUUCGUGGAGGUAAAAUUUGGAAAUACCACAUUUAAAACGGAUGUGUAUCCCAAGUCUCUCAAUCCUCAGUGGAACUCUGAAUGGUUUAAAUUUGAGGUAGAUGAUGAAGAACUACAAGAUGAGCCCCUGCAGAUCACAGUUCUUGAUCAUGACACUUACAGUGCCAAUGAUGCCAUUGGCAAGGUGUACAUAGAUAUUGAUCCUUUGCUGUACAGUGAGGCAGCUACAGUUAUCUCAGGAUGGUUUCCAAUAUAUGAUACCAUACAUGGUAUCCGUGGCGAGAUCAAUGUGGUGGUAAAAGUAGACCUCUUCAAUGAUUUAAACCGAUUUAGGCAGUCAUCCUGUGGAGUCAAAUUUUUUUGCACUACCUCUAUUCCUAAGUGUUAUAGAGCAGUAGUAAUUCAUGGAUUUGUGGAAGAGCUGGUGGUUAAUGAAGACCCAGAAUACCAAUGGAUAGACCGAAUCCGUACACCAAGAGCAUCAAAUGAAGCUAGACAAAGACUUAUUUCCCUAAUGUCAGGUGAACUUCAAAGGAAGAUUGGCUUGAAGGUACUUGAAAUGAGAGGGAAUGCAGUUGUUGGCUAUUUACAGUGUUUUGAUCUGGAGGGAGAAUCUGGACUAGUUGUACGAGCUAUAGGAACAGCCUGUACCUUGGAUAAAUUAAGUAGCACAUCAGCGUUCUUACCUGCAUGUAAUUCUCCAUCCAAAGAAAUGAAGGAGAUUCCCUUCAAUGAAGAUCCCAAUCCCAAUACUCAUUCAUCAGGACCCUCCACCCCUCUGAAAAACCAAACCUAUUCCUUUUCACCUUCCAAGUCCUACAGUCGACAGUCCUCUUCUUCUGACACAGAUUUGAGUUUGACACCCAAAACUGGAAUGGGCAGUGGAAGUGCUGGAAAAGAAGGGGGGCCAUUUAAAGCACUAUUGAGACAGCAGACCCAAUCAGCUCUGGAACAAAGGGAAUUUCCCUUUUUUACCUUGACGUCCUUUCCACCAGGGUUCCUUGUCCAUGUUGGUGGUGUUGUCAGUGCACGCUCUGUAAAGUUGCUGGAUCGCAUCCAUAAUCCUGAUGAACCAGAGACACGAGAUGCAUGGUGGGCAGAAAUCAGACAAGAGAUAAAAUCCCAUGCCAAGGCAUUGGGUUGUCAUGCUGUAGUGGGCUACAGUGAAUCAACUAGCAUUUGUGAAGAGGUCUGUAUUUUGUCUGCAUCUGGCACGGCAGCUGUACUGAACCCUAGGUUUCUCCAGGAUGGCACCAUGGAAGGCUGUUUGGAUCAAAGGUUGUCAUGGCAGCCUGGCUUCUUUUCCAUAGGGUCAGAGAAGGGAGAGGUUGAUUUUUUUCCUCAGAGCCAAGAUAGUUCUUCUCUAUUAGGGAUUGAAGAAACUUCACCUGCAGGUUGUGGAUUUUGCCACAUACCUUAUGAUGAACUGAACAUGCCAUUUCCUGCUCACCUCACAUACUGUUACAAUUGUCGAAAGCAAAAGGUUCCUGAUGUUCUGUUCACAACAAUAGAUUUGCCUGUAGAGGCAAUGGUUAUUGGGAAAGGAUGUCUUAUUCAAGCCAGGUUAUGUCGCCUGAAAAAGAAAGCUCAAGCAGAAGCCAAUGCAACAGUUAUCAGCAAUCUGUUGCCAUUUAUGGAAUAUGAAGUACACACCCAGCUAAUGAACAAACUUAAACUGAGGGGAAUGAAUGCCCUUUUUGGACUGAGGAUUCAGAUCUCAGUGGGUGAAAAUAUGCUGGUGGGCUUGGCAUCUGCCACAGGUGUGUAUCUUACUGCUUUACCAACCCCUGGUGGUAUUCAGAUUGCUGGGAAGACUCCAAAUGAUGGCACCUAUGAACAGCAUAUAUCUCACAUGCAAAAAAAAAUAAAUGAUACAAUAGCCAAAAACAAAGAGAUUUAUGAGAUUAACCCUCCUGAGAUACCAGAGGAAAUCAUAGGGUCUCCCAUUCCAGAACCAAGACAACGUUCUAAGCUGCUGAGAUCUCAGUCAGAAAGUUCUGAUGAAGUUACCGAACUAGACCUUUCACAUGGGAAAAAGGAUGCUUUCGUCUUGGAGAUUGAUGAUACAGAUGCAAUGGAAGAUGUACAUUCUUUAUUGACAGAUGCUCCACCACCUCCAGGUUUUUAUAGCUGUAACACAGAAAUUAUGCCUGGUAUAAAUAACUGGACUCCUGAAAUACAGAUGUUCACAUCAGUAAGAGUAUCCAGAUUAAGCAACAUUACCCUAACGAAUCAAAUGCUUAACAAGAACUUUAAUGAUCUCUGUGAGAAUCUGCUUAAGAGUCUAUAUUUUAAACUACGUUCCAUGAUUCCCUGCUGCCUUUGCCACGUAAAUUUCACUGUUGCUCUUCCAGAGGAUGAAUUAAUUCAGGUCGCUGUCACAGCAGUUGCAAUAACAUUUGACAAAAAUCAAGCUUUACAAACCAGCAAAGUCCCUGCAGAAAAAUCAUUGCAGAGAGCCUCUACGGACAAUGAAGAGCAGCUACAGUUUCCAUUAGAACUUUGCUCUGAUCCUCUUGCUUCACAACCAUUCUCACCAGCUAAAGGCGAUUUGAAGAACUCCUUCACCUACCUGUUGCCUACCGUCAAAUAUGUUAGAAAGGAACUGGAUUUGUUCAACCGCAUUCAUUCAGAUUUAUAGAAUGUAUGAUAUGAUAAUAGUUUUUAAUUUUUAUUCUUUACUCCUAUAUUGUUUAAUUUCUUAAUUGGUGCCUAUGGAAGAUCUUUAAUAUGCAUAACCUCUGUACAAAAUCUAUUUUUUCUUUUUAAUAAAAGUACCAUGAACCUUAUUUAGGUGUUCAGAACAAAAAAUGGCUUAUUGUAAGCCAUUUUCAUUAACUGCAGGAAUAAUGUGAGCCAAACUUUUUCCCACUUAUGACUUGUUACCUUGGUCUAAUAGCAGCCUAGACAGUGACAGGUCCCAAUCAAUUAAAUUAAUUAUACAGUUACCAUAUUUUCAUGUCUCACCCCUCUCCCCCUCUAAUAAGUCAUGUCACCAAAUAAGGCAUGUUUUUGGAAGGCAGAACAUAGAAAAAAAAUUCUUCCAAAUGCUUGACUGACUUGUGUAAUAGACUGGAAAAACUGUGUCUAGGAAGUGUGGCAUCCCAGAAGACAGUCUGGGUGAGGCAGCAGGAACUUUCUAGUGCAGCAGGACGGUAACAAGGCUAGGCCUCAGACCCUUACAAGGGCAGUAACAAAGGUUUCUUUAUUUUAAUUAGUUCUUUAUAGAAGUUCCUGCAAAUAGUAAAGUACUACGUAUACACUAUAAGCCUCACUGACAUACUGUAGACUGCAUGCAGCAGCCUACUUGCACUGAGCCCGCUCAGUUUCAGGCACAAACUACAAUGCUCAACCAAUAGCUAUGGCUGUGACAGCGUCAACACAAGACUCCACCCCGUCUGCUUAUUGGAGCCAGAAGCAAGUGGCAGCCAUCUUGGUAGCCAGAAUUAAGCAGAUUGCUCUGCUAUUCAUCUGUGUUUCUAUCCCAGCAAAUAAAAAUCAGCCCACCUAUUUAAGACAGGCACUGUAAUUUUAGAGGGCUAAUUUUUUGGGGAAGGUACAUGUGGCCUGCAAGUAAAUAUGGUAAAUGGAGCUCAGUUACAUUAUAAAUCUGAUAGUGGGACCAACAAGUUCCUGUGCACUUAAGCAAUUGAUGCACUUAGCUCAUGCAGAAAGCUGGUAUUUUUUAGAAUCUCAAAUCUAAAUAGUAGUUUAAAAGGUGGGACUAGCAUUGUAUUACAUAAUUAAGCAAACAAUGCAUAUAUCCAGUAUUCAUAUAUGUGGUAUAUGUGGUAUCAGAAAAUUGACUUUCACAUAGUAUGGUUACUCCUAAACCAUUUGUCUGUUUUUGUUGUUUGUUUAUUGGACUGCUUGCAUUUAGCUUCCCAAGUGGUCUGGGGUUCAUUAGGGAUUUGAAAGGUUAAUAAUUUAACUGAUAAGUGCAGUGAUAACCAGUUAGCUUACUGGUUAUCCUUCAGCUAGGGUCAGGUCCAGUCUAGCAGGGGAAGAGGGUAAGGGAAGCUGCGCAGUGCCCCAUCAGAAAUCGGAAGGCAACAGGGUGAGCAGGAAGGGUGAGGGGAACUAGUACCCAUAGUCUAAGAGGAAAACAGGGAGCAGCUUAGAGACUCAUCAAUUAAGCAGUUAGCUGCUUAUUCACAUGUGCUCCCUCCCUCCCAGAGGGCCUUCAUGUAGGCUAUGUUGUCUGAUUGGACUGGCCUUCUCUCCCUCCUGCCCCCCACUCCCCCAGUCAAAUGGCCCCAGGAGCCUGGAGUUGCUCCCAGCAGCAGCUAUGUUAUUGGUUAGUCAUUUAACUGAUAUAAUUAGAGGAGGUUAAACGAAUAUUUUUUUAAAUAAUAUUUACAUCCCUAGGAUCUAUCAGUCAAUACUGUACACUAGUUAUAGCCUGGCCCUCAGAGUAAGUCUUCAAUAGAUUAACCAGUUAUGAAAAUAAUAAAAAUAAUAAUAAUAGGAGGGAAAAGCAUAAUUAAGUUCCCUUCAUCAUUUCCGGGCAGAGGGGUGUCUCUCCUCUUUUGUCUUUAUGAUAGUCUCCCCAACCUUCAUUAGACUGAAGGAACGAUAUUUCCUGAGACUUGUAUGGGAGCAAGAAACAACCUGUCCUACAACCAAAUUGUGUUCUUUUGAUAAUUGGUUGGCUCUUAUUUCUCCAUUAAAUUAAGUAUCAUGGCAUCUCUAAUUUCUUUUUAGUAAAGAUUUCAUUGAGAUCUCUGUAUUAGUAAGUGUAAUAUCUAUUACUUGCUUAAUAUUGGAGCACUCUGCUUGCAUAAUAGCUUCUGGCCACUACAGGGUAAUCUACUCCAUAUGUAACUAAAUCACUUAGUUCUAAGUGUUCUUCUCAUUGAUUCAGUUGUACACUACACCACUUAAAACUUCUGGCUAGCCAUUGAUUUAAUCUUUUGUCUUUUUACACACAGGUGCUGAGACUUCAAAGUAACUGUAUAACUAAUUCAAUAAUAUAUUACCUACUUUGAUCUCCCAUAUUUUAAAUUGUAUUUAGCAUACUUACAAAAUAUUUUUGGUAUAUUAAUCGUAAGUGAAUAAAUGGUGAUAUUUUUUUUAUCAUCCUUACAUCAUAAGUCUACAAAGGCUGAUAGAUAUUUUUAUAUCUGAUUUUAAAGUUUUUCCAACAAAAAAGUAUAUAUUAUUACUAUUAUCUCAGACCAAUAAAGAGCUGAAUUCAACUUGAGAA
This is a messenger RNA of Alligator mississippiensis (American alligator), 5377 nucleotides long. RefSeq names its product C2 calcium dependent domain containing 5 (gene C2CD5). Gene Ontology annotation, cellular component: plasma membrane. Gene Ontology annotation, molecular function: calcium ion binding; calcium-dependent phospholipid binding. NCBI's taxonomy places the organism in Eukaryota, Metazoa, Chordata, Crocodylia, Alligatoridae. The record is from RefSeq and is a predicted model, not a curated record. Bases 92 to 2812 code for a protein of 906 amino acids. The transcript is spliced from 22 exons. Gene Ontology annotation, biological process: positive regulation of protein targeting to membrane; positive regulation of vesicle fusion; intracellular protein transmembrane transport.